Molecule: messenger RNA, 6115 nt
Organism: Engraulis encrasicolus (European anchovy)
Lineage: Eukaryota; Metazoa; Chordata; Actinopteri; Clupeiformes; Engraulidae
Exons: 10
Coding region: 474-4463 (1329 amino acids)
Biological process (GO): regulation of transcription by RNA polymerase II
Cellular component (GO): nucleus
Molecular function (GO): transcription cis-regulatory region binding
Source: RefSeq, a predicted model, not a curated record
GUUUACCCGAGAUGUUGCCACUAAUAUUGUUCAGUUGCCAUGUGUUUGCGCAAGAUCAACGAAAAUUUAACGGAUAAUUUCAUGGGGGCAUUAAAAUAUUUCAUGCCCCCUUCAUGCUCCGAAGCACAGGAUUAAUCAUUUAAUUCCGAUAGUCCGGUAGUGGAAGAUAUUUUGGAUUUAUUCAGUCGUAUGCUUGGACGAUAAUGAGGAAGUUAAAUGCUAUAAUCGCGAAUUGCCAUGAAUUCAAUAUCUCCGGCCAGGGCCAUGCGAUAUCAAUUGAUAUUAUUUUGAUAAAUCAAUACCGCCAUUAACAGUGAGCAGUACAUUUGCACACUGACUUUGGCCACACCUAAAUCCUGUCCUAUUUUCACAAAAAAGCGAAGGCUUUUCUCCUGGAGCAUUUGUUUGUGUGCCGGUGAGUACCCGGCUGUGAAACAUGAGAGGCCGAGGAGGUACCAACAGGGAAUAGGGGAAUGUAUAAGACAGCAAUGGAGCAGAAUGGGUCACAGUGGUUAGGUGCUCCCAGCUGCUCUCGAGGCUCCUUUGCCUUCUACAAGUCUGUGAGCUGCAGAGGGGGACCUGCUGAGUUGGAGGGGGGCAGCAGCCCUGGGGGCCCUGGGCGGGUGUGGAAGCUGGGGGGCUUCUACUUUGUUCGCUGCAGCCCCCAGGAGCCGGUGUGCAUCGCCGAGGUCACUUUGCUGUGGGAGGACCAGACACAGCGCCAUCUGCUGGCCAGCUCCAGACUCUACUUCCUACCUGAGGACACGCCCAGGGGCAGGACCAGGGACCAUGGAGAGGACGAGGUGAUUGCGGUGUCCAAGAGGAUUGUGGUGCGCGUAGACGACUUGGCCAAAUGGGCCUGCACAGAGCCCCCACUGUGGAGGAGCGGCCGGGUGAAUGGCAGCCACCAGCUCGGAACCACUUCCCCCUCCUCAGACGCAGAGCAGUCAAAGGAGAACACACAAGGUGAUGGCGUGGGCGUGCGAGUGCUCAGCUACCCGCAGUACUGCCGCUACCGCUCGCUGCGGAAGCGCGUGGAGGAGCUGGGCGGGUCGGCGUCGGCGUGGCAACAGGAGGAUCCCCACCUGAAGACGCUGGAGGACAUCCGUGCAUCCAUGGUGCAGCAGAACACGCGCGUCCUCUACUGCAGAGACAUCUUCACUCACCCCACACUCAACAACAACACCAGCGUACUGGCACAGCUAGGAUGGCCGUCUCUGCGUUUGAAAGGCAGGCCCCGUAAGCGACGUGGCAUCUAUGCCAGGAUCCCUGAGCAGUCUGACCUUCCACAGGGAGAGGGGUGGAAAGAGCAGAUGAAUGACACGGUGCUGGGCGAUGCGGAGCUGCAGUGGUCGGGCGGCUGGAUGCAGCAUCCCGAGCAGCAGCUGUUCCUGGAUCAGCUGUUCAGCUUCAUGGAGCGACGCGGGUCCCCCAUCGGCAAGGUGCCCAAUCUGGGCUUCAAAAAGAUUGACCUUUUCCUCAUGUACAACGUGGUCAAGAAGCUUGGAGGCUAUGACAAUGUGACUAACCAGCGGAUGUGGAAGACUGUGUACAAUGAGCUGGGUGGAAGUCCCGGCAGCACCAGUGCCGCCACCUGCACUAGGAGACACUACGAGAGGCUUAUGCUGCCCUUUGAGCAGUCCCUGUGUAGUGGUUCCAAGCCUGCUUCGGCCCAGGUGGUGUUACCCAAGAGGCCCAGGGGGCGCCCUCCGCUCCACCUGCAGAAGAAGAACAGCCUCCCACCUCCAGCACCUACCCCCAAACCCCCACAGGUAGUGACUGUGGAUGGGGUGGUGGUGGUGAAGAGGGGAAGAGGGCGACCCCCAGGCCGGCGGAAACUCAUGGCAGCCAGGGCCAACAGCAACAACAACCAACAAGGCAGCACCCCCCUGCAGCCCGCACCUCCACCCAGCCAAGUGAAGGCUGCUCCUCCCAUUCCCACUCAGGGUCCAGAUGCCCCUCUCCCAUCUCCAGCCCUCCCCAACAGCACCCUCUUUCAAGCUCAGGUCUCCACCCCCACCUCGGCCACGUCCACCCCUCCCUUGGCCCCUCAGUCUAACUCCAUAAAGCAGGAGACUGAGGUAGUACCCACUACCCCCCAACUUGGGCGCCCUGUGACCCGGUUCAAUGGUGUCCCGCGAGCGACCUCCUCCCGCAACGCAUCAGAGUCGGCCACUUCCAAACUCAGUAGUGGGCCCUCGCAAACAUUAUCCGGUGCCUUGGCACCUACCAUGCCCAAAUCCAGUAGCGUCUCCCAGGCUGAACUAGCGCCCCCAGCCCCAAGUGCAUCCAAGUCGGCUGGUUUCUCCCAGGGUUCCUCCCCCACUGCCGCUGCGGCCCCAGCAGCAGCAGUAGUAGUGGUGGGCAGCAGCUCGUCGCCUACAGUCUUCAGCCCCACCAAGGGCCUCUGCCCCCUGGACCUGUUCAGGACUAAGAUGGGCCUGGGAGCCAUGGCCCAAGCCCUGGACUCUGCCUCCUCCAGGCUUCACGUCCCUUCUCCCUCUCCGUCUUCGGUGAGUAGGCACCCUGUGACCCCCAGUGGCCCAGGGACCUCCAGCCCCACCUCCACCCCCACCCCUACCUCAACUUCCACCCCAGUCAGGCCCGCAGACGCCCAGCCUUCUCCCGCUCUCCAGCACCAGCGCUCUGGGUCCUGCACUAAUGACCAAGGGGUCCUGGUUGAAGUUGGACCAUCAGCAGCAGCAGCAGUAUUGCAGCCCCAGCCCCAGCCCCAGCCCCAGCCUCAGCGGUCCCAGCCUCCCCUCCGUAUCCUCCCCCUGGAGCUGGGCUGCAGCCUGCAGGUGCGGCAGCUGAUGCUGAACAGCCUGAGCUCCGAGCACGUGCAGUGCUUCACCAAGCGGCUGUCGGAGGCGCUGGCGGAUGCGGGACCAACACCCCAAGCACCACCGUCACAGACACAGACGCACCUACCCCAGUCAUUGCCGCCUUCAGCGACCCCCAGCUGCUCCUUGGCGCUUGCCUCCCCACCGAACCCGUCUGCACCGAUCACGUCAUCACCGCAGGGCGAACAGGCCCAGCCGCUCAACCUCACCAUGUGGGGUGCAUACAAGAGGCCUGCUGACGGGGGGGACCACCCGGAGGGACACCGUGACGGCGAUGACAAUGGCCCUCGGCCUCCCGUGGCCAAGCUGUCCAGACUGGACAAGGACGGGCUCCCGCUGAUGCACAACGUGGGCGGCGUCUUCCGCUUCCCGCUGUUCCAGGACCAGCCGGCGGACCUCAGCCUGCCCUGCCGUCUCCGCGCCAUCCUCCGGGACAGCCGCUGCCUCUCCGCCAAGAGUCCCGAUCGCUCAGAGCGCCACCGGCAUUCCACCCCGUUACGAGCGGAAUCCACCCCGUUACGAGCGGAAUCCACCCCGAUGAAGUUGGAGUCCACCCCGUUACAGACAGAAUCCACCGGCAUUGAUCCUCUGGACCCCUCCUGCAGGACAGAAGUCUCGUCUAGAGCUGUUGAAGAGGUACAAGGAGGUGCAGUGGGCCUCGUAGACGGAGCUCCGGUGGAGGUGAAAGAGGAAGGUGGCGGGGUGUCUCCUGGGGGAGUGCUGCAUUCAGGAGGAGGUGACGGGUCAGGUGGGACUCCCAUGGAGGUGGACAGCAGCAGCAGCAGCAGCAGCAGCAGCAAGGAGGCUGCAGACGUUCCCAGCACACAGCGUAACGGUGCCACAGACAGGGGUGCUGCCUUGGAAAAUAGGGCAGAUGUGUCUCGGGUGGGCCAUGGAGAGCUGUCCAAUGGGAAGGCGGGUGCCUCUGGUGAUCAGGAAAUGUUGACCAAUGGGGAUUUAGCCUCUAAGUGCAGUCACGAGGAACUAGCCAAUGGACAGUCGGAUGCUCAGGCUGGUGAUGGAGUACAGGCUGCUGGGAGGCCAGACAUUCAAGACUGCCAUAUGCCACGGACCAAUGGGGAUCGAGAUACUGAUCAUGAACACGUGGCGUCGGCCAAUGGGCAUUCAGAUGCACGUGAUGAACAAAUGCAAUUAGCUAGUGAGCAUCCAGACAUUUGUAAUGACCACAUAGCGUUGGCCAACAGGCAAUCAGACGCUCAUGAUGCACAAGAUGAAUUAGCCAAUGGGCAUUCAGAUGCUUGUACUGAGCACUUGCCAUUGGUCAAUGGAGAUGCUUCUACUGAAAUCAAGGCAUCGGACAAUGGGGAUUUAGAUGCUCAUGACGAACAAUUACAAUUAGCCAACGGGCAUUCGGAUGUUCAUGACGAAGAAAUUGAAUUAGCCAACGGGGAGCCAGAUGCCUGUGAGGAAAGCAUGCUAUUUGCCAAUGGGGACUCGGAUGCUCACAAUAAGCUCAUGGCGUUAGCUAGUGGGGACUCGGACGUUCAUGAAGAUGAAGAUCAUGAGACAUACACGGAGGGAUCCUUCAUUUCACUCGUCUUGCCAGAGUCUCCUCCCCACAGCCACUGUAACUCCAUCUCCAACACACUUUUAAGUUAACAAAACCGAUUAAGCACCAUGUGAUCAUCAAAAAAAACUGACUAACCACCAUACGAUUAAAAACUAGCAAUUAAGUCACUCCUGCAGUCUGUUCUUCAGUUCCCCCUGGUAUUGGAAUCUUAAACAUAAACUGAUGAUACUAGAUCCCUUGGUGCGGAGCUCGUCCUUAAAUCCAUGUGUCAAAUCUGACUUGAGAACCCACUGCGAGGUAUUAUUCCUGGCCUUAGGUUGUUAAGUUCCUGGCCUUAGUUUGACAAGUACGUACUUGCAGUGGUUCCGAGUGGGAUGGUAAGCAGCUGAGAGUGUGGGUGGAUCUCUUUUUAAAACGAUUGUCCUUCUUGCUCUGUGUUGCCUCCCCAAGGGACAAGGGACUCUGAUGCAUUCUCUUCGUUUUAUUCGUUUUUUGUUGUUUGGGCCAGGACUAGACGGUGGCGGUUGAACAGUAUUUGUUAUUGUUGUCCUUCACCAUCAGUCAGACAUUGGUCAUGUCUGCUGUUGGAUGUCAUGGAUGUUUAUUUUUUUGCAAGUUAGUCUUCUCCUACUGAACUCUUUUUUUUCUAAUUCUUUAUUCGUGUAGAAAGGCCAAUGCCUUCAACAUGAGCUGAUCUGGUGCUGGUUUUGAUCAAUGUAUUUGCCUUUGUGCCUUGUGUGUGUGUGUGCACGUGAGUGUGUGUGUGCGCGUGUGUGCGAGUGCGUUAGCAUGAGUGAGCAUGUGUGAGUGUGUGCAUGAGGUGUGUGUGUACAUACACUAAAAUGUGUGCCAUUUUACGAUAAGUCUAAGAAAGAUUUCUCCUAUUUCUUAUCCUCAUUCUCUUUAAUUUAUCGUCUAAACCAACCGUUUCUUUCUUUUCUCUAAUGUAUAACUGUUAACAUAAGUCUACUCUACUCCUCAGGCCUGUUUGUAGUUGCUAUUUUGUAUUAUUUCCAUGUCAGUGGUUUUAGCAUUCUGUUCUAUUUAUUAAAACUACACCUCAGCUGUAACCUUUAUUGUGAGGCUGUUGAUUGGUGGGACUCUUCCUGUAUGUCAUGAUGUAAUUUCCUGUGACGAGCAUCGGCUGUUCGGCGUGAUCCGUUUGUUUGUUUUUGUUUUUUCUUCCUUUUUUGGUGACCGUUUGAUGGCUUUCUGGUCAGCACCCAAACGUCUGGUCAGCAUCUAAACGUCGCUGUAGUACUUGAUAAAACAUAUUUUGUUAAGCUUCUAGACGUACAUUGCCUUUCUCUGCCUUCUUACUUUCUUGAUUUUUAAGUAUUUAUCUGGUCUUUUUUGUUGUUGUUGUUGUUGUUUAUAAAUGCAUUUAUAUGUAGACAUUCAGCUUCUCAGACAUGGAUUUCAAGAAACUGUUUACAAUCUAAUGUGCAUGCCAAGAGCUUGAUAAUUAUGAUUCAUCUGAUCUUAUUCUGGUACACAGUACUGUUGCCUUGGCUAGUUUUAAAUUUAAAAUGUUUGUGAUGGAAAUGUUGUUUUCCCUCUGAAACAAAAAACACACCAUCAUGUCUUCUUAUGUCUCGACGGCCAUUUUAUGUCCAUUGAACCCUUCAAUAUGGUUUUUCAUGUAACGUGAAGCAUGGGUAUAGGUGACGCUUACUACUGAUAAUGUAUUGAGGUAUGACUGCCAUCCCCCCAUAGGACAAAACAAGGUCUUAGACCAACC